Molecule: messenger RNA, 4749 nt
Organism: Misgurnus anguillicaudatus (oriental weatherfish)
Lineage: Eukaryota; Metazoa; Chordata; Actinopteri; Cypriniformes; Cobitidae
Product: GTPase IMAP family member 7-like
Molecular function (GO): GTP binding
Source: RefSeq, a predicted model, not a curated record
CAUUUUAAGGGUGUUGUAGUGAAACACCAGCCCUUGCUGGUAGAAAUCGAACGACAAAUGUGUACACAUUUUGUAUAUUUAUUAAAUUGUGAACCAUGACUGGAUAAGUUGGUAGAUAAAUAUGAUUAAUUAAUAUUGUACAGUGGACUACUACAAGAUAAAACAGGCAUAAUGGGAGCCACAGACUCUCGACCAAACAUGAGGAUUGUACUUCUUGGGAAAACAGGAGAUGGGAAAAGCAGUGCUGGGAAUACCAUUCUUAAACAGAAACUAUUCAUGAGUAAAGCUUCACCUGAAUCUGUGACAUAUGAAUGUAUAAGUGGAGACCGUAAUGUUUAUGGGAAAAAGAUCACAGUUAUUGACACACCUGGACUUAUGGACACAAGUACUGAUGAGGAGACUAUCAAAAAGGAGAUUAUUAGAUCUGUAAUUGAAUGCGCUCCAGGUCCUGAUGUCUUUACCAUUGUUUUAAAGGUUGGAAGGUACACAGGACAUGAAAUGGAGAUUGUGGAUAAAAUUUUAGAAUAUUGUGGAGAGGAUACAUUUAAACAUUCAGUGAUUUUAUUCACUCACGGUGAACAACUUGAGGGUCAAACUAUAGAGGAAUUUGUGAAGAGGAGUUCAAAAUUACAGGAGCUUGUUGAUAAAUGUGGAGGUCGCUGCCACGUCAUUGACAGUAAAUACUGGAACAAACGCUAUAUGGGAUACAAGAGCAACAAGGUCCAGGUGAAAAAUCUUCUGUUAACCGUAGAGCAGAAGUUAAAAGACAAUAAGAGCAGCUGCUACACCAAUGAGCUAUUUCAAAUGGUAGAGGAAGAAAUUCAAGAGGAGAUAAAGAACAUCAAAGAGGAAAACAUGUCUCCAGAAGAGAAACGAGAAGUAGCAAAAAAGAUGGUUAACAAAAAACUUCUCAUUAAACUUGCAGGAGUAACAACGGGGACACUGACUGGUGCAUUCCUUGGCAUUGGUGUUGCAGUAGCAUCCGUUGUGGCUUUACUUAAAGCAGCCAGCAUUACAGGAGCAGCAGCAGUUGCUGGAGCCACAGGAGCAGCAGCAGCUGCUGGAGCCACAGGUGUAGCAGCAGGAACAGCAGUGGCAGAGGCAGGUCUCAUCACAGGAGCUGGUAUUGGAGCAGCAGGUGUCACAGGAGCUGGUAUUGGAGCAGCAGGUUCAGGAAUUGCUGCAGGUAUUGCAGGGGUUGGAGCAGCAAGCUCAGGAGUUGCUGCAGGUGUUAUUCUGGGAGCUGCAGCUUUUGCAGGAGCAAUUGGAGGAGGAGUCACUGGAUAUAAAGCAGCUGAAGACGUUGAUUCCGUUUCAGAUGCAAUAAAGAAUGCUGCAAAACUUAACUAUGAGAACGCAAAAGGCGUUGUCAAAAAGGCAGAGAAACACAAAUUCAAACUUUUUAAAAAGGAGUAAAACAAAUUGUAUUAUAUGUUCAUAUGAAGAGUUUGGUUCCAAAACGCAAUAAAUCCAUUUUGACUUAUUUCUGUAAAACGUGUUUUCUAUACCAAGAAAGUGACAAGAUGAAAACCACUAUUUUCUGAUACAAACUUUCACAUAGCAUCUUUAGGUUAUAAAAAAACAUAAAAAAUUCAAACUUGAUUUUCAAAGAUUUAUUAUAAAAACGAAUUAUUGUUUCCACAAAAUGCAAUAAAUCCAUGACAAGUUUUUUUUUCCAAAAUGCUAUAAAUCUUUUAAAUCAAAAUAUAAAUUUGCAUUCAUCUUUACUAUAGUAUAUUAAUUUAGUUGAACAGUGGUAUACAACAAUAAUAAAAAAACAUUAAUGGCAUUAACCAAAACACUUACUUUGUCAUAUUAAGAACACUGUCAUUGUUUUUCAUAAGAUCCCCUGGGGAAUGUGUUAGCAUGAGAGAAGCUUGAUGCUGUCGGGAGAACAAGCAACCGGCUCCCGAAUGCCUCUCGCGUAAAUUAUUAGAUGUUGAUGACUUACGUUUCUUUCCCAUCACAGAAAACCUCCACAGGUUUAUCAAUGCCAUCAAAGUAUUAUUUUGUUUUUGUUUGUUUGUUGAUCACGAAGUACAAAGUAGAUGAGGAAAACUAGGAUUCUGUGUACUCAUUUUGCCACCAUUGUUUGUUUACAAUGCGUGAAUUGUAAUUUGUGGAGCGGAUUUAUUGCAUUCUGCGGAAAUAAAGGAGUGGUGUUUAUUGCGUUUAGGGAAAAAGGGAGAAAAGAAGACAGAAUAACAUGGCGGAUAUUGUAUUUUUUAUACUGACCUAAUAUAAUUCUGAUUUGGGCAGUAACAAUUUUUUUUUAAAUGGCGUUUAUCGCGUUUUGGAACCUCUUCAAAUAUAAUAAAAUAUAAUCACUGUAUGUUCAUUGUAUAGUCACACUAUAUAAUUUAUAUUUAAGUAUAUUUUUGGUUGUCAGAAUUAAAUGUCUUUCACUUGUUCAGUUUGUGUAUUUCAAGAUUAAUUAUUUUCACAAAGAUAAAUAAACUUAUCUAUGAUUAUUUAGGAUGAAAACAGUUUUUUUCUAGCUUAAGUUUAAACAUACACUUCUAUACAAACUUCCCCUGUAUAAGCUCCAUAUAUAUUUACACAUCCGACUUUGUAUUCAGUUCACUGCUUUGCUUUUAACAUAGACUGACAUGGUGGUUAACUUUUUCCAGCAAACAGCCCAAUAUUUAAAUGAGCAUUAGGGAUAGCUUUAGUGUGCAACUAGCAGAUGCUACAGAUAUUUGUGGUAUGUUGUUUGCAACUACCCUUAAAAAUAUGUAAGUGUUUAACUAUGGGACAAGUGCAGCAAACUGGAUAUAACAGCAGUACUGAAAUCUUAAAGGGCCAUUUCAUCAAUAGGAACAUUAAUCUUUGUUGAAAGUGGGUCAUAUUUGUAGUCGAAAUGUAACAUAAAUUUAGAAUUUUGUGCCUAUUUGACCAAGAAAAGACAGAACCUGACUUUAGAGCACAUUUGUAUGAAAAACUACAACUCCCACUAUGCACCACAAUGCACAGCUCUGCAAGCCACUCCCAUUAAUCGGAAAACGGCUCAGAUAUGCUAUUGUGUACAUAAAUGCCAUGUUAGAAAAAACAAAGAAAAUAGCCAUCACUGUGUCUGACAGACACCAAUCAUGAUUUACUUUUAAACGUGAUGUUACUUUGUGUUACACACAAUAACACUCUGGCCUGGUGUGUAGCAAAGUCUUAUUCAAACAGUAACGUGCGGUUUCAGAUCCGCAGUACGAAUGUCUUUCCAAGUACUUAUAAAAGGGUAUGCAUAUUAAAUGUUUAUUUAGUUUUACCAAUUUUCUUUUUGUCUCUUCUUUACUGUAAUUACAUCUGUGUAAUAUCAGCCUCAUUGCUUUCACAUAGACAUAUAAAACACCGCUCAGAUAUCCUAUUGUGUACAUAAACGCCACCUACGUAUAACAAAGAAAAUAGAAACACUCACUUUAGUCAGAUGUCCGUUUAUCUCUGCGUCCUCCACACAAACGCGUCCCCUGCACAAUAUCUCCACAGACGCGCUGCCUCAGCUCUUGGAGUCGUAAGCCGAAACACGUCUUUGAAAUAAGCACGCCCAAAGUGCCCCAAAACGGUCACAAAACAAAUGUUUAUAUCCUUAUCUGAUGGAGAGAUGUUAAACCGAAAGCACACAGCGAGAGUCCGUCCAAGCUCAUAUACUCCGCAGCGCGUUUGUUCGUAAGCCGAAACACGUCUGUGAAAUAAACAUGUCCAAACGCGCGCAAAUUUGCUCUCUUGCCUGGAAACAAACGUCCAUAUUCUUAUCUAAUGCAGAAAUUUAUAAAGAAGCCACACAGCAAGAGUAGAGGCACUAUCAGUCCGGGCUUCUCUACGCAGCAGAGGCCGAUGGUUGCGGCAUCUUCCCCAGGCUCCGGCUUCUCCUCUGGCUUCUGUUCCUCCAUCUGCCUGAGCUCUUUGCUGUAUAGUGGCUCAUAAAGGUGCAAUGAACAGCGGAUUAGAGCAUCACGCUUGCGAAAUCACCCUCUUCUAUAUCAUAUUGAUUAACUUCCGCUGUUAUUGUAACACGAAGUCUGGCUUGCUCCACAACGUCUGUUUAGCUUAGCUUAGCAUAAAGAUGGCGGCUGAUCGUUUUUUUCCCGUCUGUUUUCAUAUAUUUUCGUAAGUCCCACCCACUGAUCUGUAAUAGGUCUUUAGCGUGUGUGGGUCCCACCCAUAGCCCCCACCUUGGAAAAAUGAGGAACGGGUGUCUGUAGUCUUUCACCCUCGACAAAGAUACAGGACUUCCUUCUUUCAAUGACGCAAAAUGACGUUUUUACAUCAUUGAAAGAAGGAAGUGCCUCACUGAAAUGAGUAUUUCUCCCGUCUCAGGAGAAACUGAUGGAAUGAUCCACGACCAUUCAAAAACAUGACUGGGGUUCUAACGAUACAAAGCUUAAUGCAAAUGGGUGAAGUUUCCCUUUAAGGGGGUUGCACACCGGAAGUGCAGCUCAGUGCCGCGGCGUUCUAAAAAACUCAAACAGAUUGCUUUUUUAUGAGUAUAUGCACAUCGGCGCCGACAGCUAAGACUCAGGAAGUUGCUCAAAUCCCUGUCGCGCCACAGAGCGCCAGUCACAUAGUUUAACCUUAAAUAACAUCAUAUUUGUCCUAAAUCAUUAACGAUUAACAUUGGCUGCUAACGUAUAUUUUGCAUUUUGAAGUAGACACUAUCUGAUGAAGCUCGCGCUAUUUAAUGUGCACUUCCGAUUUACGAUACCUCCGAGUUGUCCUAGAAGCAACUCGACACUGAGCUGCGCGGCCGGUGUGCGACCC